Effrenium voratum is the source of this 945-nucleotide messenger RNA. The record is from the annotation of a GenBank genome assembly. Lineage: Eukaryota; Dinophyceae; Suessiales; Symbiodiniaceae.
AUGAGUGUGGUGCCGGUGCUGUGUGGGGAGUCCCCGGUGGUGUGCCUGCUGGGGGAGACGGGCAGCGGCAAGAGCACCCAGGUGCCCCAGAUGAUUCUCCAAGAGGCGCGCAAGGAAAGGCGCCGUGCGCGGAUCUGCGUGACGCAGCCGCGGCGCGUGGCGGCGCUGAACUUGGCGACCCGGGUGGCCUCGGAGCUAGGUGAGCGCAGCACCGUGGGCUACCGGAUCGGUGGCGAGAGUCGCCCGGGGGAGCACAUCGACUACUGCACUGUGGGCUACACUCUGCAGCUGUUCCUGAACGCCCCGCAGGAGCUUGGGGAGUACACCCACAUCGUCUUGGAUGAGGUGCACGAGCGGAGCGCCGAGAGCGACAUGCUUUGCUUGGUGGUGCGGCUUCUGGCGCACUACCGCUUCCCGGGCACCCGCAUCGUGGUGAUGUCCGCCACGCUGCAGAGCGACCUCUUCUCCAAGUACUUUGGGCGCAUCUCCCGCUUGCCGGUGGGGAACGUCUUCGUGGGGGCGCGCUGCUUCCCGGUGAAGGAGUACUUCCUUGAGGAUCUGCCGAAGGCUCUGAACCGCAAGCUCCGCUGCGAACAGGCCAUCUUCGGCCGCAUCAAGGAUGCGUUCGGGGAGGUGCGGGUCAAGAAGAUCGACCAGAAGCACUGCGACAAGCUCCACAGCAUCGUGCUGGAGCUGUUGGAGGUGAUUGCACAGCCGGACAGCACCAUCCUGGUUUUUCUUCCUGGCAUUGCUGAAAUUUCCUCCCUCUGGCAGGAGGCCAAGGGCUUGGAGGACCGGAACUUCCGCUGCUUCCCGCUGCACUCCAUGGUGCCGCGGGAAGAGCAGGAGUUGGUGUUCCAGGAGCCGGAGCCUGGCACGACCAAUGUCGUUCUUGCCACGGAUAUAGCGGAAUCCUCCAUCACACUUCCACAUGCCCAGCACUGA